Messenger RNA from Bicyclus anynana (squinting bush brown), 1339 nucleotides. It is a transcript of the gene Ash1, whose product is annotated as achaete-scute complex protein T3. The transcript has 2 exons. Gene Ontology annotation, biological process: developmental process; regulation of transcription by RNA polymerase II. Lineage: Eukaryota; Metazoa; Arthropoda; Insecta; Lepidoptera; Nymphalidae. Bases 85 to 666 code for a protein of 193 amino acids. Gene Ontology annotation, molecular function: DNA-binding transcription factor activity, RNA polymerase II-specific; protein dimerization activity; RNA polymerase II transcription regulatory region sequence-specific DNA binding. The record is from RefSeq and is a predicted model, not a curated record.
GUGCGCGCCACCUCCGCCAAUCCACCGGCAACCUCCGCGGCACGCACACGUGCGCUCACUCGACCUACUAUCGAUACACUCGCGAUGCCCAUGGCGGCGAUUCACGCAUAUCAAAACCUCGGCGUCAACCAAAAGCUCACGCAACUGCAGCCAGCGCCUAGGCGGCUGGCGCCUGCUCCCGUUGACGCGACACGGUGCAAAAAGAAGUCCUACCUCCACCAGCCCUACCCCACCCAACCCCCAUCUGUGGCUCGAAGAAAUGCAAGGGAAAGGAAUCGUGUGAAACAAGUUAACAAUGGAUUUGCAGCGCUCCGUCAGCAUAUUCCGUCGGCUGUUUCAGCGGCUCUGGCAGGCGGUAGAGGCUCUUCCAGGAAGUUGAGCAAAGUGGACACUUUAAGAUUAGCUGUUGAAUAUAUCAAGAGCUUGAAACGUUUGUUGGAAGAAAGUGAAGAAGGAUGUUCGGAGACGCAACUCAGUUUGGGUUUACACAACAACAGUGGACCGCAAACGCCUCCUUCGUCAGAAGAGUCACAUUCGCCUGCGCCGUCACUCAUAUCUGAGGGUUCAGCAGGACCUACCUGUCAUGACGCCUAUGAUUCUUAUGACCCCAUGAGUCCGGAAGACGAAGAAUUGCUUGAUGUUAUAUCCUGGUGGCAGCAACAAUGAUUUAAGGUAUCGUGAUUUACGGUGAUCAAAGUGCGGCCAUUGAAGCGGCUUGUUGAUUGUGAAAAAAAGAAGUAUUCGCAUCAAGAAGGACUCGAGCGUUGGAGCGCGAGGGACUCUGAGAGAACCUCUAAUUAACCGCAAUCAGUAUAUUCCUAAUGAGAGGGGAUAAUGGUGCACUAUAACGACCCCAUCGAUGCAUUCCGCCGAGCGACUGAGCAACCGAAUCCUGCUUACAUUUCAUACGUGGAUGAAAUAGCAGUACCAAGACUGAAACGAUUAUUGUUCCAUUUAAGCAUUUAGUACUAUCGUAGAAGACUUGAAUCACGCUGUGCCUUUAUGUAGCCUUAUCUUAGCUUCCAAUAAGAUUUAGUUUUAUGGUUAAGUUUUAAUAGUCUAUCUAGUCAUUAUGUUUAAAAAUAGUUUAUAAUGUACAGAUUUUAUCGACGAGAAAGCUAAGAUUAGGACGAUUCCUUAGAAAUUUAUUGCGUAUAAAUAUUGGCGUUUAUAUUCCGAGACAAAGACUUAAUGUAAAUAGAUAAGUUGUAGCACCCUAAGACAGAUUCCUAAUAAUUUAAGAUUUUUAAAGAUCAUAGUUGUAUUGCUAUUGACAAAAUCCUCAACAAGCAACCAUCAUGGUUGUCCUUGUAAAUAAAUACAAAAUAUUUUUAUAAAA